Gongylonema pulchrum is the source of this 330-nucleotide messenger RNA. Lineage: Eukaryota; Metazoa; Nematoda; Chromadorea; Rhabditida; Gongylonematidae. The record is from the annotation of a GenBank genome assembly.
AUGAAUCGUAUGAAUCCGUUCUUGGCUGCCGCUUGCAAUUGCCGUUCCGGCGCUGUCGUAAUGGAGCAGAUCCAUAUUUUAAUCAUUUUGUGCGUCAUGUCUGGCCCAGAUGGGCUCAUGGAAACUGGUCAGAGAAACGUAUGUGCCGUGAAUUAUGUUGAAAUUGCUUACAACCAGAUCAAGGGUUGUACUGGCAUUGGUCUUUCCCAGAAGAAUGACGUCGCUUGCUGUGUAGACGGCGUCAUUCUCUAUCUGGGCGCGGUGCUUUGCAAAACUCUGUAUAUUGUGAUAUACAAUCUGAACAGCGCAGCGUUCUUGAAGCAGGGCUGA